Molecule: messenger RNA, 1053 nt
Organism: Perkinsus marinus ATCC 50983
Lineage: Eukaryota; Perkinsozoa; Perkinsida; Perkinsidae
Product: GTPase, putative
Exons: 11
Cellular component (GO): cytosol
Molecular function (GO): GTPase activity; GTP binding
Source: RefSeq, a predicted model, not a curated record
AUGGAAGGCUCCGUUUUGGAACGUAACGAUUUGGAGGAAUUUAUGAAGUUAGCAGAAGAAUCUCAUCGCGAAUUCGAAACUCAGAGGUAUGCCCAGUUAGUUGACGUUGACAGCCACGUGUUGGUUCGGGAGAAAGCCGCUGAGCAUGAGAAGCCGCAGAUUGAUAUUGAUGUUCGAAUCCCAAGACGUCCAUUUUGGAUCCCGGGAAUUUCAGCGGAGAAAUUAGCUGAUAUGGAAAUGGACAAUUUCUUGUCGUGGAGAAAAACACUUGCAGACUAUGAAGAAGAGCAAGGAUAUAUUCUCACUCCUUUCGAGAAAAAUUUGGAUUUCUGGAAACAACUAUGGAGAACAGUUGAGCGGAGCGAUGUUAUUUUCCAAAUUUUGGAUGCCCGAGAUCCUCUGUUCUACUAUUGUGAAGACCUUACGAAGUAUGUUGAGGAAGUUGCGAAGGCUCAGGGGAGGAAAAAGUCUUCGGUUGUGUUGAUGAAUAAAAGUGAUUUUGUGCCAAAGGAAAUUCGAGAUGGGUGGAAAAAAUAUUUCGAGGAGGAGCACGCCGGAGUCCGACUUGAAUUCUUCUCGGCACUUCAGGAGUUAUCAAAAGUCGUGAAAGUUGUUGAAGAGGAUAGUACGGAAGAACUUGUUUCGGCUGAUAGCAAAGCGGCUCUCGGGAAAGGAAUUAAUGACGAUGAUAGUGAUGUACUUACUGUAGAAGGCCUGAUGGAAUUGCUGAAAAAAUACGCGGCUGAAUAUGAUGAUAAAGUUACCAUCGGCAUGGUCGGAUUCCCGAAUGUUGGGAAAAGUACUGUUAUUAAUGCUCUCUGGGGAGCUAAAAAAGUGUCAAUGUCGCGACAACCUGGGAAAACUAAACAUUUGCAAACUCUGGAGUUGGUGACAGAAGAUAAAUGUGGUGGAAAUAAAAUACAAUUAUGCGAUUGUCCAGGGCUGGUAUUUCCAACGGCGGUGAGGAGUAAAGCAGAUCUUGUUAUAAGUGGUACAGUCCCAAUCGAUUACCUGCGAGACUAUAGACCUUCUAUAGAUCUGAUUGUUGAGAAA